GUCCGCUGCCAGUACUGGUGUCCACCUGAGGACGUUCUCUCACAUGCUACCUGCACCUUCCCCUGACUGGAGAUGUUUGUCUGUUCUACUCGUCUUCUAGACGUUGUACUCGCAUCUGCUCCAGCUUGUACCAGAGAAACCUGCAGGAGAAAUGAUGGCCUCUCUCCUGACCUCUAGACUUUCUUGACCAUCUUAGCACCCCAAGAUGGAGGCUGCCUCAAACCAGAGCGCCCACUCCUGCCAUUCCUGGGAUUAGUCAUCCAGAGCUCCGGCCCUCGGCCCACGAUGCGGGGCCGGUCCGGUCGGGCCCAUUGGAGAUGCCCAUAACGCAGGAGAAUGCCCUGAGCCACCUUGUUCUGCUGGAGCACUGGCUGGCAGAGCAGGGGCCCGAAGGUGGGGCAGGGGAUGGGGGGCCCCUGUGCCAGGCGGCAGUCCACAAGUUGGUGGCCUACAUCCAGCUGAACUUUGCAGAGGGUGGGUGUGAGGGCGAGGGGCCACCAGCCGGGGCGGCGGACGCGGCAGAGGUGGCAGAUGUAGAAGUGCACGCUGUCUGCCUCACCCGGCCGCCAGAGGGCGCUGAGGAGUUUGGCCUCAGCUUUGGGAACAUCCCUAUAUUUGGCGACCCCGAGGGGAGGAAGAAGGGGAGCAGGCGGAGGCGCAGGAAGGGGGACAAGGGCCCUGUACUGGAGGUGGGCUGCAUCUGGGUGACGGAGGUAAAGAAGAGGAGCCCUGCUGCCCUCUGCGGGGACAUCCGGCUGCGGGACGAGGUGCUGUCACUCAACGGCCAGCUGAUGGUGGGGGUGGACGACACUGGAGCCAGUUACCUGGCUGACCAGUGCUGGAGCGGCGGAUGCAUCUACUUGAUCAUGCUGCGUCGCAUCAAACGCAAGGCCCCGCUCCCCCCCUGCGGCGGCGAUGGCAGGGGGGGCAGCAUGGGUGCUGUUAGCGAGCCCCGGCACAGCUGCCCGCCGGAGCCCGGGCCCGGCCCCGCCCAGAACGGCAAGCGCACACGUAAGCUGGGUGUGGUGUCCCGCUGCCCGCCCCCCCGAGGCCCCGCACAGGAGAAUGGCUACAGCUCGCCUGUGGAGUCUCUGUCGCCGAUGCGGCUGGACGGCCUGGCGGACACCCCCCCAGAGAGGGGGCAGAGGGCCACCCUGCCCGCGGGUCUUCAUAUCCGCACCCAUAAUGGCGUCCUUGUAUGCACACCCCCUGCCCACCCACGGCUACGUUACUCUGAGAGCUGUAAGAUCGACACCAUGAGCGAGUUCUCGAGUCAGGUCAGGGAAGGCGGCCGUAUUUGGAAGAUGCACAUGGUGAAGGGGCAAGACGGCUUGGGCAUCCAGAUCACCGGGGGCCGAGGCUCCAAGCGCUCCCCCCACGGCAUCGUAGUGGCCCAUGUGGAGGAUGGGGGGGCCACCAAAAGAGACGGCCGGCUGAAGGUCGGAGAUGAGCUGCUGAUGAUCAACGGGCAGUCGCUGGUGGGCCUCUCGCACCAGGAGGCUGUGGCCAUCCUGCGCUCGGCGGUCGGGCUGGUCCAGCUGGUGGUGGCUAGCAGGGAGGAGUCCAAUGUAGAUUUCCUGAAGUACCCGUCCAGCAGUCUGCCGGACUUGGUGAGCACGUGCUCGUCCCAGGACACAGAUCUUUUCCCCUCGGGAGCCAAGCAGAGGUUGGACCCGGAUGUGGAGGACGUGCGAGCCGGCAGCCCCCGCCAGUUGGCCCGUAAGCCGUUCCCAGAGGCAGAUAAAGUCCUGGAGCUUGGACGGACGGAGGAGCAGAAAGGGGGCUGUCACAGCCCAUCACCGAUGAAAUUCCGAAGACGAUCCCAAGGUGGAAGCUGCCGCUUAGAGUCGGUCGGCGAGAACGACGAGCUGGUGGUGGAAAACGGGGACGCGGUCUUCGAGAUGCCAGAAGCCCGCGGAGUACGCAAGCACUCACUGCCCCAACAGCCAGAUGCCGCGGGGCUCCGGCAGGAAUACAAAAUAAAGAAGUCAGCCCGGUCCCUCAGCACCAUUCAAGUGGAAUCGCCAUGGCGACUGGCCCAUCCGUCCAUUAUCUCUAAUAUCGUCCUGAUGAAAGGACAGGGCAAGGGCCUGGGAUUCAGCAUUGUAGGCGGGCAGGACUCUGUCCGGGGACGAAUGGGGAUUUUCGUUAAAACGAUUUUCUCCAAUGGGGCAGCUGCCGCUGAUGGAAGACUGAAGGAGGGAGACGAGAUCCUGGAGGUCAACGGGGAAUCGCUGCAGGGCCUCACUCACCAGCAGGCCAUCCAGACCUUCAAGCAGCUGAAGAAGGGCGUGGUGACCUUGACUGUGCGCACGCGCCUCAGCAGCCCAGGCCUCGCCCCCUGCGCCCCCCCCCCCCCCCUCUGCCGCUCCCACUCCUCCGGCCCGAAAGCGCCCCCAAUACUGGGGGCCGAGGAUGCUGACACCACCCCCCGCAAAGGUCCUGGUCCCAAAGACCGAAUCGUAAUGGAGGUCACGCUAAACAAAGAGCAAGGCGUGGGGCUGGGGAUCGGGGCCUGCUGCCUGACGCCAGAGAGCGGCGUGCCUGGCAUCUACACCCACAGUCUGUACCCGGGCUCCGUCGCCAAGAUGGACGGCAGGCUCAGCCGGGGGGACCAGAUCUUGGAGGUGGACUCGGUGAGCCUACGGCACGCGGUUCUGAGUGAAGCCUACGCCAUCCUGAGCGAGUGCGGUCCCGGUCCGGUCAGCCUCAUCAUCAGCCGACACCCCAACCCAAAGGUGUCCGAGCAGGAGAUGGAUGAUGUGAUCGCCCGCACCACGCACAGAGAAAGCUUGAGCAAAGACGGCCACUCGCUAGGCCUGUCCUGCAAAGGUUCUUCCCCCGCUGUGACUGCCAGAAAGAGUGAUGGGUCCUCCCCUCUCAGCUGGACCAUGAAGAGGUUCCUUGAGCCAGCAAGCAGGGGGUCCCUGAGCUCGGAGUCCGACGUUUUUCCUCAGUACUUUCCUCAUGACGUCUCCAGCCAGUUCCCCCCAGCAGAAAUCAUGGUUUUGAACCCCAGCAUCUGUAGCACUGCUGAUCAGCCUACUGCUCUUCUUGGGGAGGGGAGCCGGCAGACCAGCGUGGGCAGCAGCACCGGUUCGGCCCAUAGCCCUGUUCCGGUCCGCAACCCGCUCCGGCGGCAACUCCAAGUCGGCUGUUUCGAGGACAAUGGCAGCAAUGAGAGUGGUGACCAGCUGCCACAAACAGAUAGUGGCUUUUACGGGAAAGCCCUAUGCCCACAAUCUGAGGACAAGGUCAUUGUUGGGGGCGACGGCAGUGGAGUUGCCCCUUCCCCAGCAGAGGGCACCAAGGAUGUGGACAGUUCGGUGAAGCAGGGGGCCAGUCCUGGGUUUGAAUCUCUCAUCAUGAGUAUAGAGUCACCCUUCCUUUCCACAUUUGCCUCAGACCCCGAAGAAGCAGAAAAGAGCCAUAAUCUGCCAGGACCAAGUGAUUCCCAGAUUGAAUCUGGACACACCCCUAAAAUGGAGGACAGGGGCACCAAGGACACCUUGAGUGACAUGUGUCCCUGCCCACUGCCGACCAACCAAUCUGAGGGUGAGGACUUGUCCCCCUCGCUGCCAGGCCCAUACUGCACCAAGGCAGAGGUGAGAGAGCUGACUGGAAUAUGCACCGUCGAAAGGAUGGUCCUCCGGCGAAUGGAAACCGAUUCCUUUGGACUAGACUUGGAAGUCACGUCCUCCCCACUGAAAGUGCUUAUCAAGGGUGUACAGCCAGGGGGCGUCGCAGAGAAGGAAUCUGCGAGUAAAAUCGCUGUUGGAGAUGAGGUCGUGGCCAUAGGAGACACCGAGGUCUCCGCCUCCUCUUACCAGGACCUCUACAGCCUUAUGCAAAGCCUUCCCCUGACUCUAACCUUAGAGCUUAAGAGGCCAAUUUCAGCUGUAGAUCAACUGUCUAAGCAAUCAGGCACAGACAGCAGUUCCAAAAUGGAGAACACUAUAACACAGCUGGAAAAUCCUGAGGGUGAAUUAAGGAGAGAGGACACCCCAGACCUAGGAAGCAAUUCCAUGGAGAUUAAUUCAACACAAACUGUCGAAACAAAUCACAGGGAUGAGAUUCCUGCCACCAACAUCGACACAGAGUUGAGGUCGCCGGAGGAGACCCAUGAAAGUGCAGACGUAGUUGCUGCUGUGACUUCACAUAUUAAUGGAACAACUACCUCAGCUGAGGAUAGUAACACACUAAUUAGCAGUGAAUGUGGUACCACUCAACCUUUGACCAGGCCUAAUGUUCUUGAUUUCUCUCUUUUGGAUCCAGGAAGUAAGGGCCUACUGUUGCCUGUCCGUAAAGAAUUUCUGUGUAACUACUCUAGAAACUUAAGCACCCUCAAUGAUAAAGAAACUUCUGAGAGUAAGCACAGAAAUAGUGAUUCUUCAAAGAACAUGUACAGUGUAUUGGACAGCGAUUCCGAAAGCGAUUCUACCACUGAAAAUUCUCAGCAGGGAGACAGCACAAAACAUGCCAAUCCUCAGCCGUGUGCUGGCAGCGAGGCGACAGACGAGGAAGGAGAGAAGGUGGAGAUCUGCCAUGUUGACUCCAACCCUUCUGACCAAUUGAGCCAGACAGCGGAUGGCAACCUCAACGAUGGACCUUCACGCACUCUACCUGGGAAUGUGAGCUCAAGCAACCAAAGUAUGAAGAUAGGGAACUCUUCUGAUGUCUGUCAAGGGGAGCCUCCACUUCAUUUACGGAAAAAAGAUUCAAACUGCAUUUCCUCCAGUCAAUCAGACCAAGAACUGACCAGGAAUCAGUCUAAGCCUCUGCAUCAUCAAUGUCCUCCUGUGAUAUCCUACUCCAAGGAGCACGUGUUUAAUGGAGUAAACCCAUCGGUAUCUCCCAAAAAACCACUGAACUCUCAAAAUUCUCCAUCCAUUGGUAUUUUUUUCUCCUCAGCACAAGAGACUUUCAAUAGCAAAGAGAAUAUGUGUCAGUCAUCCAGUCAAGUGAUGGCACCACCAAGAAUAGGAAGCUGUGAAAACAGCACUAAGAUGUUGUGUCAGAAGGUGGUGACGUUCUACACAACAUCAGUGACAGUUCAGCCAAAUGAACCAUUAUCUUCAGAUAAAGCUUCUCAGCUGGAACUGUCAUCCACUCUAGCAGUUACAGAGUCAAAUGGUCAUGUGAAUAGCGAAGACACAUUCCUCCAAAAUGUGUCAACUAAAUCUACUUCAAAAGACAAGGUGGCAGAGAAACUGGAAAUUAAAAUUGACUCAAAAUCAUCUGCAUCACAGGUACAAAGUAAUUUGGGGAGAAGUAGCUCCAUGAUGUCAUCUCAUUCCACCAAUGGUGUCAAGAAAGACAAACCAGAAAUAGUAAGCAACUUGGUAUCAAAAUUGAUUAGUCUCAGUAAUAAAACUGGAAAUAAUGUGAAAGAAGAGAAAGAGAAUAAAGGUGAAUCUUCUGAGCCGAAUAAGUCAUCGGUACCUCCCCUUCAGUCUCCUGACCUCCAGUCUAAGACGGUUUCCGUCAUAAACAGUCCACAGGAGAAAGCUGCCCCUAAGUCACCAAAAAUCUGUGACCAUCAGCAGAACAAGACAGUGCCCAAGCCUAAGCAAACACAAAAAACUACAAGACUGCAGGCGGAAAAUGUCCCUAAGGGACAAUUUGGGGACAAAGGGAAAAAAUCCACGGCUCACAACACAAAGGGAGACCUGGACUCCUUACCGAAUGACCCCUCUUCUGAAACCAUUUCAAAACCUGAUGACAAGCCGAGAUCAGUCACCACUCAAAGGAGCUUUAUUGAAGUGCGACUCUCUUCCCCUCCCAGUUCUUCAGUGUCCACACCUGUUCUGAGGCAGAAGGGAAUUCAGGAGAAGUCAGUCAUUAAAACUGACUCAAACUGUACUUCUGGUCUGAGCAAGAGGAGUCUCUCAGGAAGUAAAGAUACACAGGCUUCUCAGAACAGCCAGGCAGAAUCUCCCACUGCUUUGGGUGGUAUGCAUCAGUUCAGUGCUGUUCCAGAUAACACAGACCUUGAUACAGAGGUUUUAUUAGAAAAUAACCAUGUCUGCGUGAAUAAAAGUCUGGUAGAUGAAGUCUUUAAACCUAAUAAUUUAACAGAGAAAAGUGACAAUCUUAAUGCCAGCCAAACUAAACCAUACUUUCCCAAGUUGGCCCGUCGAAGCUACUCCACAGAUUGUAGCGUACCCCUAGACUCCAAUUCUUUCUCUGUUCGGCAAAGAAUUAAAUCCUUCGAGAAUCUGGCCAGCUUUGACAAGCCCGUUGUCAGGAGUAUCGACACGCAGUACUACGCUCUUGCUUAUACUCCGAAACCUCCUCUGAGCAGGAGGCUGUCUGGUUAUGCCGGAUGUGGAAGUUCAUACUCCGUCGACAGUCAGACCUUUAGGAGGAGCGUUAGCUGGAGGAUCUCCAGCCCACCCACCAAUGCGCUUACAGAGAAGAAGCCCGUGGUCACUGCGUCUCAGCUGGAGCCGGCUCCCGUGGCACAGACACCCCCCGUAGUUCGCCGGAAGGUGGCCCGGGGCCCUUCCAGCUUGUCCCGCUCCAGACUCAGGGAAGUGAGGGCACUGAGCAUGCCCGACCUGGACAAGCUUUGCACUGACGAUUUUUCGAGUGAGGAGGUCGUGGCCACUUUCAAGACUGAGCCCACAAGGGGUGAUACCAGCCUGUCAGAGUGUCUCAAUGGCUCUAUCUCUACCUCGUCCAAAACCUCGAGUUUCCCAAGGGCUGGCCCAAAUGAGAAAUCAGAACCAGGAUUGAUAUCCAAAGAGUGCUCCUCUCAGGAAAACUGCAGUGACAAGCAGGCUUCUGGCAGCUGGUCAAUCAGUUUGAGAGCACUGAGCACCUCGGCACCGGCCCAGAGCAAGCUGCAGCACCUGCUGAGCUCCUGGGACCCCAAAGCAGAUGUGCCGACCCUGGUCCGAGAGGCCGAGGCCCUGGCAGAGGAUAAAGACGAUAUUUACUUUGUGGUCUUGACUAAAGAGGAAGGCUCUGGUCUGGGUUUCAGCAUUGCUGGAGGAGUGGACUUAGAGCAGAAAUUCAUCACGGUCCAUCGAGUCUUCCCCAAAGGGGCGGCUGCUUUGGAAGGUACCAUUCAGCGCGGGGACCGCGUAGUGUCCAUCAAUGGCACUGCUCUGAGAGGGACCCUACACAGCGAGGCACUGUCCUGUCUCUACAAAGCCCGGCGGCCACAGCAGGCGCUGAUCGUGAUUCGGAAUGUGAAGGAUGUGGAGCCUUCAUCCCCCCGGCAGGCCCAGUCUGGUAGAACUGGAAUACGGACGUUAUCUUCCAGUGAUGUAGCACUAGAAGCAGGACCCGCUGUGCAGGUGGGUCCAGAUGGGGCACUGAGCGUGGAGCUCCAGAAAACCUCAGCGGGCUUGGGCUUCACCUUGGAAGGGGGGAAAGCUUCUGCCCAAGGGGAUAAGCCUCUUAUUGUCAAGCGCUUGUUCAAGGGUGGCUCUGCAGAGCAAUCAAGGGCCAUCGACGUCGGAGAUGAAGUUCUGGCCAUCAACGGGAAGCCCCUGCAGGGUCUGAUGCACUAUGAUGCCUGGAACGUUAUCAAAGCGGCGUCCGAUGGGACCGUCCAGCUGCUGAUUAGGAGACCGAGGACCACGGUGUGAGUCGAGCUUCCCGACACCGAGCCUGACUGAAGGCGCGCAGUGCAGCGGACGGGGACCCACCAGUGUUAAAAUAAAAGGACUCAACUACAGAUCAUUUCAUACGCAUCUAUUAGCAAACUGCUUUAAGCACCUUAAUCUGACAAAAGUAAACAAAAUGAAGAUUUCUCGUGCAGAGAAAAAAAACACAACAUUUUUAGAAGCUAACGACUCCCAUCAUAGACGGUAGGGACGAUGUUUUCAGUGGCUACACAGGGUACCUCUGUCUGACUGUGCUGCAGAAGAAGCGUACUGCUUGGUUAGUGUGACUAACACGUGAUACCUGAACACACUGCUGCCUGUGAGAUUUCCACAAGGGUGUUUUUUCUUUCUGGGAAACGAUAAAAAAUGCCUUUGGGCCUGCAUUCCUGACCCUGUGGCCAAUGGGGGACACCUGUAGCAGGCUGAUUCUGGGUGGCUGGCUGUUUUGUAAGGGGCUGACCUUGGCAAUUGGUCCCAGUUAGAAGUUGAUCAUGAGAAAUAAUUUUCAAAACUGAAUUCCCUUGACUGGCCUCCCAUACUUGAAAUGCUCCUGUAUUCAUAUUUAAGAAUCACCUGAGGGGGGAAAGGAAACUCAUUCCAUUACUUGGGGAUUGUUGUUAAUAUGUAAAAACUUAACUGUAAAAUAAUGACAGUAUGCUUAUUUAGAUGACAGUAUGCUUAUUUGUUUGUGUUUGUGAUUUACACUUUCGAAAAGUGUAUCUAUUGUCCCUGUUAAUGUAAAUAGGCAUCGACCAGUGAGGUUCAGCUGAGGUCUGCCAGUAAAGAAUAAGCUUUUACCACUCUUGUUUGAGCUCGGUCAAAAGAGCAUAAUUCUCUGAACUAAUGGUUAUGAGCCCUGUAAGAUUCCGAAUUCCACAGUACUGUAGACAUCCAAAUAUGAGGUUCCAAGGCGCUAUAUUUCUGUCAUUUAUUUUUGCAUUUUUUUUUUUUGCGGACCUUUUUUUUUUUCAAAACACACUUUUUUCUGCAUUUGUAAAUGAUAAUAAUAAUAAAAUGUAUGCUUUUCUUACGGUUUUUGAGCCAGGUUUUCUGGAAGACCUUGUAAGAAAUGAAUGAUGUAAAUUCACCAUAAAAUUACACUUUUUAGCCACAACAAUUGCACCAUUAUCAUGCAAAAAAAGUCAUGCAGUACCUUAGUGAAGAGACCAGAUCACAGAUGUUCUCUGUAAAUUGUAUACAAUCCCCAGAUAAGAAUGUAAAUUAUAUUCAUCCAGUUCUGUUGAAUAUUGUAAAAUGUGUGUAAGGUGUACUAUAUUCUUUUUAACCAUUUCGUUAUUGUGGAUUUUGGAUUUACAUCGCUUAUUUGAGUAUGUGGUGACAUAAAAUAUUUUGUGGAUUUAAUCUGUAAAUUAGACCCAUACUAAUAUAAUAUCAGAUUAAACUUAAGCUCUGUGGCUCCAAGUCAUAUGUUUUAUGGCAUUUUAAAACAUGACGUACCAAUCGCUAUUAAAAAAUAUAUUUUUGACUUGCUGUGUAGAAUAUUAUAUUGCACAAUAAAAAGACCUGAAAUGUCUCAAAUACAUUUUAAGUUAAGAAAAUCCACUCAAUAAAUUAGUUUAUUAUGGAAUAUUAA
Messenger RNA from Paramormyrops kingsleyae, 9210 nucleotides. The record is from RefSeq and is a predicted model, not a curated record. NCBI's taxonomy places the organism in Eukaryota, Metazoa, Chordata, Actinopteri, Osteoglossiformes, Mormyridae.